AAAUUGUAGGCCUUACCAAACUUUAGGUGAAAUCCGUAGUUAUCCUAAAAUCCGCGAAAAGACAAUAUCGUCCUCCUCUCGUGCGGUUCAUGCUGUGGACACAUACAGCUCUCCGGUGGCAAUCGGCAAGCCUCGUUUCUUCCUCUGACCCAAAUCAUUUAUAGAGGGAGAAGCCUGCGAUCGCCGACUCACUUCCCUGCCUCCAUAAAUAAUGGCGCUGAUCACCAGGAACACCGCUUCUCGCCUCCCGCUCCUACUCGCCAACCACCGCGCUGCCGCCGCCGCUUCUCUUCAUACAACCAUCCCCUCGCUUUCCCCCGAUAACGCGACCAAACCGACCUCUUAUGCACCGCCGCCUUCCCCGGCCACCUCUUCCCCCGUGGGGCUCUCAAAGACGGCCGAGUUUGUGAUCUCCAAGGUCGACGAUGUCAUCAACUACGUCCGUCGAGGCUCCAUCUGGCCCAUGACUUUCGGGCUCGCUUGCUGCGCUGUGGAGAUGAUGCACACCGGUGCCGCUCGCUACGAUCUGGAUCGGUUUGGGGUUAUUUUCAGGCCUAGUCCUCGCCAGUCCGAUUGUAUGAUUGUCGCUGGUACCCUUACGAACAAAAUGGCCCCUGCUCUUCGCAAGGUGUAUGACCAGAUGCCAGAGCCCAGAUGGGUCAUCUCCAUGGGAAGCUGCGCCAAUGGUGGUGGAUACUAUCACUACUCGUAUUCUGUCGUACGUGGCUGUGACAGGAUUGUCCCUGUGGAUAUCUACGUCCCAGGUUGCCCUCCAACUGCUGAGGCCCUACUCUAUGGAAUACUUCAGCUGCAGAAGAAGAUCAACAGGCGCAAGGAUUUCAUGCAUUGGUGGACCAAAUAAGACCCUCUCUGAAACACUUGUAGAGGGCAGCUUCUAUGGCACCUAAGAAUUCAACGUUGUUUUGCCUUGUCUUGUGUUUAUUAAGUGGUGUGCGAGGAUAGAAAGAUAUUUUCCACCGUUAUUGAUGGCCCUGUUUCCAUAACCUGGGAAAGCCUUGAGCCUCCGGAGCUCUGGAGCUACUAUGGCUUCUCUGGAAAAGAUAUUAUGACUUUGAUUGGCAUGAAAGUGCUUGCAUAUUUGUUCAUCUUUUCCUUUUUCUUUUUGCUGUUUCGGCCAGUUACUCGGUUGAUUGUUGUUUAUUGCUGAUGCAACUUGGAAUUGGUUUGUGUUGUUAUCUGGAGCAAAUAAAGAGCCCUCUUGUGA
This is a messenger RNA of Linum trigynum, 1225 nucleotides long. The record is from the annotation of a GenBank genome assembly. NCBI's taxonomy places the organism in Eukaryota, Viridiplantae, Streptophyta, Magnoliopsida, Malpighiales, Linaceae.